Molecule: messenger RNA, 2421 nt
Organism: Spea bombifrons (plains spadefoot toad)
Lineage: Eukaryota; Metazoa; Chordata; Amphibia; Anura; Pelobatidae
Gene: TGM2
Product: transglutaminase 2
Exons: 13
Coding region: 45-2123 (692 amino acids)
Biological process (GO): peptide cross-linking
Molecular function (GO): protein-glutamine gamma-glutamyltransferase activity
Source: RefSeq, a predicted model, not a curated record
UCAUUUCUUAUACAGAGAGGAGAUCUGUGGCUGGGACCUGAAUCAUGGCUGAAGAUCUGGUUCUGGAAAGCUGCGACUUGGAUUGCUCCAGCAAUAACCGCAGCCACCACACGGCCGAUGCUGGCUGUACGAAGCUCAUUGUCCGCAGGGGACAGGCCUUCCAUGUCAAGCUCCAUUUUUCCACCCGGGGUUACGAGGAAGGGGUAGACAAUCUGGCGAUCAAUGUUGAGACAGGUCCACAGCCUUCUCAAGAAUGCGGAACCCAAGCUCACAUUCCGGUGUCGGACUCCCUUCAGGAAGGAGCCUGGAGCGCAGCUGUGAGUAGCAACGAUGGGAAUGAGCUAGUACUGUCAAUCAACUCUCCACCUGAUGCACCCAUUGGCUCCUACAACUUUUCACUGGAGGCCUCCACAGGAUACCAAGGAACCAGCUUCCAUCUUGGGACUUUCAUUUUACUCUUCAACCCAUGGUGUCCCGAGGACACUGUAUACAUAGAAAAUGAGGACCAGCGAACAGAGUAUGUGGUGACCCAGUAUGGAAUCAUCUUCCAAGGCACGAAGAACUCAAUAAACAGUGUUCCAUGGAACUUUGGUCAGUUUGAAGACGGCAUAUUAGAAGCAUGCCUCCAGUUACUGGAUACCAACCCUAAAUUCGUGAGAGACUCCAGUCGGGACUGUUCUCGACGGAAUGACCCGGUUUAUAUCAGUCGUGUUGUGAGUGCUAUGGUAAAUUGCAACGACGAUAGAGGAGUGCUCUACGGCCGCUGGGACAACCAGUAUGAUGAUGGCAUCAGCCCCAUGUUCUGGAUAGGCAGUGUUGACAUUUUACGGCGGUGGAGGAAAUUUGGGUGCCAGGCUGUGAGAUACGGGCAAUGUUGGGUUUUUGCUGCUGUGGCGUGUUCAGUACUGCGUUGUCUUGGGAUCCCAAGCCGUGUCAUCACUAACUACUACUCUGCCCAUGAUACUAACAGCAACCUGUUGAUCGAGCAGUACCUGGAUGAACAAGGCAAUAAGCAGAAGAAACAGAAGGACAUGAUAUGGAACUUCCACUGCUGGAUAGAGGCGUGGAUGGCGCGUCCAGAUCUGGGAGGAGGUUACGACGGGUGGCAGGUUGUGGAUCCAACCCCACAGGAGAAAAGUGAAGGAGUAUACUGCUGUGGCCCAGCUCCCGUCAUCGCCAUCAAGGAGGGUGACCUGGGUAUGAAGUACGACGUUCCAUUUAUUUUUGCGGAGGUGAACGCAGAUGUGAUUUAUUAUGUGGAGCAGAAGGACGGCACGGUCAAACAGACUGUUUCCACUUUUCAAGUGGGUCAGAAUAUCAGCACAAAGGCUGUGGGACGGGACAAUAGAGAAGACAUCACACACAAUUACAAAUACCCAGAGGGCUCUGAGGAUGAACGAAGGGUCUUUGAAAAAGCAAACAAGCUCUCUGGGCUGGAGAAGGAAGAGGAAAGGGGGGACGCCUCUGGAAUCACCAUCAAGAUUAAAGGUUCCGAAGGGAUGAACAAAGGCAGUGACUUUGACGUGUUUGCGGUGAUCAACAACGGCACAGAACAGGACAAGGAAUGUCGCCUGAUGUUUUGCGGUCGCACAGCCAGUUAUACUGGAGAUGUCGGCCCACAAUGUGCGAUGAAGGAUCUUCUCAACCUCAAGCUGGAGGCUCAAUCAGAAAAGAAAGUACCUCUGCGGCUUAAUUAUGAGCAGUACGGGUGCAACCUGACAGAAGACAACCUCAUCAAAAUGAUGGCUCUCCUGCAUGAUUAUUCAACGAAGGAUAUCUACCUGGCCACGAGAGAUAUUUAUGUCAAGAAUCCGGACAUCAAAGUGAAGGUUAUGGGGGAGCCCAUGCAAAACCGGAAGCUGGUGGCUGAGAUUUCACUAAAGAAUCCUUUAAAUGAACCGAUAACCGGCUGCAGCUUCUCCGUGGAAGGAGCCGGUCUGAUAGAGGGACUCUUGGAGAAGACUCUCGACUGCCCCGUGGAGCCCGGACAAGAUGCGAAGGUCAGAGUGGACCUCCGUCCCCAACAAGCCGGACUGCGGAAGCUAGUGGUGGACUUUGAGAGCGACCGCCUGAAAGCAGUGAAAGGUCACAGGAAUAUCAUUAUCGCGCCCCAACCCAAGUGAGAGGCUAUGGACACUGUUGGGGGUAGGAUGUCACCCCCCCCCCAUUCAACAAGUUACCUGGCUAUCCUAUAAUGUGAGCAUUUUGUAAACCUAUAUAUACAUAUUUAGUACUAUCCACAUCUUAAGUCUUCACACCACAGAACCUGUAUAGUAUAAACUGUCCAUAACUCUGCCAUAAAGCGAGGUGGCUGUGCACAGGGGGUUAAAGACCUCUUUGCUCUAGGUCAAUGUCUUACCUCCAGCCUUUUACUGUGUAAAUAUUUUGUAUCCAUGCAUUAAAAACACAAUUUCUAUGAAA